GUGGCUGGUUGAUUCAGGUGCUCAAAGUGUGACACAAUAAUAGGUGACUCCACUACUGGUGAUACAAUCACUGGUGACACAAUCACUGGUGAUACAAUCCCUGGUGACACAAGCAAGUAAAAAAAUCUCUGACAAUGUCGUUUAGAUUUGCUCAAGCAGGACAGAGAGGCGCUAGCGGCUUUAGUUUCACGCAGUCUUCUGGUCAAGACGGAACCAACAUGGCUGCCGAUAGCGGGACCAACAUGGCUGCUAAUAAUAGCAAGAAUGACGACGAGGUAGACACCAAGAUGGCUGCCGGUGUGUUUACGUGUAUUGGAGAGAAGGAAAGCCGAGAACGAUUCACGGAUUUCACUGUAGUAGUCCAGGACGUCAUUUUCAGGUGCCACCGUUUUAUUCUGAGCGCGUGUUCCAAGUUUUUUGAAGCUCUGCUUAGAACUGAUAUGAAGGAGACAAGCGAAGGUACCGUGGCGCUGGGUGGAAUGGAACCUGCGACCUUUUCUUUAAUCCUCGAUGUCUUGUACGCCGGUGCGAACAUUUUGACAACAGAGAACAUGUUUGUAGUCUGGCACGCUGCCAAUCAAUUACAGAUAGAUUUUUUAAUCAAGACAUGUGAGGAAUUUGUGAUCAAGAAUAUGACGUCAUCGAACUGCUGGACUGUGUACGAUGAAGCCACAAAACUGGACUCAGCCAAAGUGUUACGUGACGUCAGAAAGUAUCUGGCCGUGAACUUGGCUGACGUCAUUGUCAGUGACAGCAUCAUGUGUCUGUCACUUGACGACAUCAUUGGGAUUCUCCAACAUCAGUCUCGGACUGUCUGCACAGACUUUUCUGUCUUCUGUCUGCUGAGGUGGGCGUGUGCUGAGACAGACUCUAUUCGCGUCCUGUUCAAGGCCACACAUCCUCAUCAUGUGAUGAUGAAACAGAAGUACAAUCACCAGGGAACCCAGGAGGUCACGUGUAUCCCGCAGCUAAGUCCAGUUGAUACGGAGACAGCGGUCUACAGAAGGUCUUGUUUGAGCCAGCUGCUGGACAAGGUUGACCUGACACAAGCCAGCGUUGAUUGCCUGACCUAUCUCAUGACCAACGAGUUUGUGGCUGACCACAGAGACGCCAUACUGCGAGUUAACAGAGCGUCAGCCCAGAGAUUUGGUGCCGGUGCCCACCCGCAUAUUGCAACAGUAAUUGGUGCCACGUCGACAGGUAGACUGGGCACGUGCAAGCACUGUCAAGGGGGUUUGGUUUAUCAGUGAUAACAAGGUAUUGUUAUGUGGGGGGGAGGCGAGUCGAGACUCAACAUAAUUGUCAGUGUUCGAGGAGGCAUGGGUGGUGCUUCUUGUGUCCUGUCUACCUGUGCGUAUGUUCGCAGGGAUCUUGUCGCUUGUACUACCCAAGUGGCCCGUGUUUAUCUAUCGGCCUGAUUUUCUGACAAACAUCUUGACUAAAGAGAAAAAAACUGCGUGACCCACUUCUCUGAGACCAGUGUGUCCAACGUCAACAUCUUCAGCUACCUUAUGAUUAGCGGGAAGUACAAGGAGAGCUUCAAUACCCUCAUCAAGUUGGGUUCAAUCUAGUUUUCAUUAAGGAGGCUUUCUACACCGUCUACAAAAAGGGUUAGACAUCUAGUUUCCAUAGGAGAGUCUGCCAUCUCCUCAAGAUGGGUUCAAUGUAGUUUUUCUUAAGAAAAUUUCUGUAACGUCUUUAGUUGUUGUUUUAAGUUUAGAUUUAGAUUUCUCUAUUAAUUAAAAAAUAAUUUCGAAGUAGUUUUAUUCUAGAGACGUUUUUGUAACAAUUUCACAUCUACAAUCUAAAACUAGCUUAAGUCUAGUUUAUCGCAAUCCCAUACUAAUAUUUACAGUUUUUUUUUUACUAACGUUUGUUUUUAAAUUUGUGUCACAAUUUGAGAACUAUUGAGGGAGGGCAGAGUUACCCAACCUGAAAAAACUUACAGGUGACACAAAUCUAGGUCCGGGUGUUGUAACACAGCAAAUGUAUUAUGGACGAUAUGUGACGGAGCUGUUUGGAUGAUGACGUUCUUGUUACAAUUACUGGUGGGUUAUACGAGGUAAACACUUAAAAUACCUUGCCCUGUUUCUAAUGAACAACUCACAAACAUAUUUAAUGAGAGCACAUAUAUCAUGAGCCUGAUGGGCUGUGUUAUUGUUGUCAAAAUGAAUAUGGCCCAGAAUGUUGCUGAAUAUAUUCAUAGAAAAUGCUGCCUUCAGACAAAAUGUGUAUAGCAUUUAGAAUGAUUUUAGUGGAUUUUGACAUUUUGUAAAAUGUCGCGGUCCAUAGAAUGGGCACCCAUGAUUAAAUAAAACGAGAGACUAUUCUUUUGUUCGUAGCUGUGACACCAGUACAUGCAUACAGAUAAAACGGUCUGUGGCUAGGAAAGUAAGUCUUAAAAUCCUUGUUUAGACUAAUGAAGUUUUACACUUCCUGAGUGUGAUGAUCAUUCACUGAGGUGUAGUGUGUUUACGGGCUGACACUUAGAGUCAAAUAAAAAACAACGAGGCUGCUUGUUUCUGGAUCAGCUUAUUUAUUGCAUUCAUAGAGUUGUAAUUCCAGUACAAUUUGAAGUAGAUAUGGAGAUCUAUAGCCAUGUAAUAAUGA
Molecule: messenger RNA, 2610 nt
Organism: Physella acuta
Lineage: Eukaryota; Metazoa; Mollusca; Gastropoda; Physidae
Product: kelch repeat and BTB domain-containing protein 3-like
Molecular function (GO): protein binding
Source: RefSeq, a predicted model, not a curated record